Messenger RNA from Sinocyclocheilus grahami, 1977 nucleotides. RefSeq names its product integral membrane protein 2C-like. The transcript has 7 exons. Bases 116 to 898 code for a protein of 260 amino acids. Gene Ontology annotation, biological process: negative regulation of amyloid precursor protein biosynthetic process. The record is from RefSeq and is a predicted model, not a curated record. NCBI's taxonomy places the organism in Eukaryota, Metazoa, Chordata, Actinopteri, Cypriniformes, Cyprinidae. Gene Ontology annotation, cellular component: Golgi apparatus; extracellular exosome; plasma membrane. Gene Ontology annotation, molecular function: amyloid-beta binding.
CUCUUUAAGUUCGCCCGCCCUCUGUCGAGUGCUUCACUCACAGCUCAGAAGCGUCCUUAGUGGUACAAUCACUACUGGACGUCCUAACCGCAGAAAACUAGGAAGAAGCGUCAAAAUGGUGAAGAUAUCUUUUCAGCAAGUAACUGCACAGAAGCCGGAAAAGGAGAACGAUGGAGACAAAGAGGAAAUUCACAUGCCGUACUCUCAGCAGGAUGAGUUGGUGCUCCCGGUUAGAUCUAAGAAGUCUUCCUUUAGUGGCCUUUGGUGCGUCGUGCCUGGCUUGGUGAUCUUCCUGUCAGGCUUGAUCCUGGCGUCUGUAUGCCUGUACCGCUACUACUUCAGCCCCCAGAUCCCAGAGGACAGUUUGUUCCACUGUCGGGUGAUGUAUGAGGACCCCCUGUUCGCCCCAUUACUCGGAAGGCAGGAGCUAGAGGAGAACGUCGGUAUCUACCUGGAUGACAACUAUGAGCAGAUCAGCGUGCCUGUGCCCGACUUUGGAAGCAGUGACCCAGCUGACAUCAUUCACGACUUUCACAGGGGACUCACAGCUUACUACGACAUUGCGUUGGAUAAGUGUUACGUUAUUGAGCUCAACACGACAAUCGUCAUGCCGCCCAGGAGCCUGUGGGAGCUGCUUGUCAAUGUCAAGCGGGGGAUGUAUUUGCCCCAGACCUACAUCAUUCAGGAAGAGAUGGUGGUGACGGGGCGCGUUAGGAACAUGCGUCAGCUGGGACCCUUCAUCCACCGGCUCUGUUAUGGAAAAGAAACCUACAGACUGAGACGCCGUAGCAGCCAAAAACGCAUCGAGAAGAGGGAGACCAGAAACUGCCACAGCAUCCGGCACUUCGAGAACACGUUCGUCGUAGAGACGAAGAUUUGUGACAGACUCCUGCUGUAGUUUCCUUCCCUUCUCAACUCUACUGAGCAAAACCCAAAACUGACCCGUCCCCAUCUGUCCAGCUUAACAGCACUUUAUCAGCAUGAUAUACCUGUACAUAAUGUUAGAUAAUGCCAUAUCUGUGUUUUCUUGGUUUGGUUUUUCCAAGAAUAAACUGUAAUGACUUUUUUCAUUCCAAACUGUAUGUGGGGGUUUUUUUCCUUUCUUUUUUUGUCUUUGUCUAAAUUAGAUUUUGAUUUGCAUAUUCUGAAGCACAUCGUCUAGUUUGUUUUUUUUCAGUGGGGACGUUUCCUCAAAUAUAACUUUGAGAUUAUUCUCAGACGUCUGGCAUGCACUGAUGAAUGAUUUGCGUAAAGCCUCGGUUUGUGUAGACUGAUGGUUAUUUUAGUGUGUGUCAUUUGUUCAAAAAUGUUGUUCAUUUCUUUCUGUGUUGGCUAAGAAAUCCAGUAUUAGAAAAUUGUCUUCAAUGCCAAAAGAUGUAUACCUCAUAUUUUAGAAAUGUAUGACUUUAAGCCUGUUAGUGUGAGUUUUUGAACGUGAUAUAAGCAAUAUAAGUUUUCUUAUCUUGGAUUUCCUAACUUUACAUCCAUUUCUUUGUAGUAAUGUUGGUCAUCGGAGCAGUUUAUCAUGUUCAAAUACUCUGUGUGUUGCUCUUUAAUACAUGUGAAUAAAGUUUGUAGAAAAAUGUGAAAAACUAGCCACCGGAUGUUGGUUUGAAAUGUUUCAAAUGCAGUAUGUCUAUACUGAUAAGAAUGGGCUGUUCUUUAAGUUAAAGGUGAGUUUUCUUAGGCACAGAUGUGCAGAAAUCUCUUCCUUGCUUUUCCUAUUCCUUUUUUUUUAAUGUACGGUCCAUCCAUGAAUAAUGGUAGAUCUUUCGACCUCAUCUGAGGUGGAAUCAUUUCAUAUUGCUUGCACUUUUUCCUAAUUGUACCAUUUAAAUGUAUUUGUUCAUCUUCCACAUACUGGUGUAGCAACAACUGGUUUUGUCUGGAAUAAAUGAGGCAUUUGAUUUGAUGCACUCUAUUCUGCAGCUUUGUAAAUGAUAAUUGCUUGUAAAAAUCCAUCAAUAAACCGCUGAA